Colletotrichum truncatum is the source of this 774-nucleotide messenger RNA. Its product is annotated as eukaryotic translation initiation factor 4E-1. The record is from RefSeq and is a predicted model, not a curated record. Gene Ontology annotation, biological process: translational initiation. Gene Ontology annotation, cellular component: eukaryotic translation initiation factor 4F complex; cytoplasm. Gene Ontology annotation, molecular function: translation initiation factor activity; RNA 7-methylguanosine cap binding. Lineage: Eukaryota; Fungi; Ascomycota; Sordariomycetes; Glomerellales; Glomerellaceae.
AUGGCGACUACUGUGCAAACACCCACGAACCCCGACCAGCAGGUCGACCUUUCCACCAUCCCCAUCUCCCCUGAGGGUGGUGAGAAGAGCGAGACCAAGGAUAACGAUGCCGACAAGCCUAUCACUGUCUUCCACGAUAAGGAAAACUUCAACGUCAAGCACCCUCUUCAGAACAAGUGGACGCUUUGGUUCACCAAGCCCCCCAGCGGCAAGGGUGACAACUGGAAUGACCUGCUGAAGGAAGUUAUUACCUUCAACUCGGUGGAGGAGUUCUGGGGUGUCUAUAACAACAUCGCCCCCGUCUCUGAGCUGGCCCUCAAGUCCGACUACCACCUCUUCAAGGCCGGUGUCCGCCCCGAGUGGGAGGAUGCCCAGAACAAGCACGGUGGCAAGUGGUCCUACCAGUUCAAGGAGAAGCGCAGCGUCCCUAUCGACGACCUCUGGCUGCACGUCAUGCUGGCCGCUAUUGGCGAGACUCUCGAGGGCGAGGACGAUGGUGAGGUCAUGGGUGUUGUCGUCAACGUGCGUAAGGCUUUCUUCCGUAUCGGUGUUUGGACCCGUACUAUUGGCAAGAGCAUUCCUGGCCGUGGUGACGGAGAUGUUGCCGGUGGUAAGGGCCGUUCUCAGGAUAAGGGCCGUGAUAUUCUCCUGAACAUCGGUCGUCGGUUCAAGGACAUUCUCAACCUCCCCCCUGGUGAGGUUGUCGAGUUCUCUGGUCACACGGACAGCGCACACAGCGGAAGCAGCCGUGCUAAGGCCAAGCACACCGUUUAA